This is a messenger RNA of Amoebophrya sp. A120, 159 nucleotides long. The record is from the annotation of a GenBank genome assembly. Lineage: Eukaryota; Dinophyceae; Syndiniales; Amoebophryaceae.
UGCGCGGACUGGGCUGACAUAAUUCUACGGAAGCACGAUACUGCAGCAGGAGCAGUUAGGAUGGGGAUGGCGCCUGAAAUGGCUGCGGAUGUGGCAGUUCGGAAAUUUUUUAGCCACCGGAUGGCCGUAGCCGAAGCUCAUGACUUUCUGUAUGACCUG